This is a messenger RNA of Haliotis rubra (blacklip abalone), 1955 nucleotides long. RefSeq lists its product as uncharacterized. Lineage: Eukaryota; Metazoa; Mollusca; Gastropoda; Lepetellida; Haliotidae. Bases 340 to 1263 code for a protein of 307 amino acids. The transcript has 5 exons. The record is from RefSeq and is a predicted model, not a curated record.
UUUAAAGAUCUGCUUUUGACACGCGGACGUGGUGAUCGAAGUCGAAAGAAGAUCGAAGAUGUCGUUGUUGUAGUUUGUUUUUUGACAGAAUGCCGACUUCAUUCCGGUUCUGAAUUUCAUGAAAAUUCAUAUAUAUCGCAUUUUAAUACAUGUCCUAAAUUUGGCAUGUGACGUGUGAAGGCAUAAGGCCAGAGGGCCCAUGUUGACAUCGUCAAACUGAACAGCAUGGAACUUCCUGUUGUGUGGGCGUGGCUUAACAGUAAACGUGCUGUGCGUUGUCGUAGACUAAUGUCGUAACUAUCAGACCUGAAACGGUGUUUGGACAGUCGUCAACACAGAAUGGACGGAAAGAACCAGAAAGAGAGAACAUUUUUCAGCAUAAUAACAUCGUAUUUUCAUUCAGUAUUUUCAUUUAUUGCAUCAUUCCUUAUCCGGCCAGUUGUGGAAUUGACUGUACGAGGGAUUGACUUGAAGGACAACCCCCUCAAGGGCAAGCCAAGAUGUCCAGUCUUGUCUGAUAAGAAGAAGAGGGAGGUGGAACAAGCAGUGUGCAGUUUUGUAACUUAUGAUGCUGAGAAUGCUGACAGCGUGGUCAACUUUAACCCAAUCAAGCAGAACACCGAGUGCAUAUUUGCCAAGAAAGCGAGAGUGUGGGGUUCUACAAGCUGGAACACUGCUCUCAGUAUAGAGGAGAAUGUUUACAGAUCACUUCCCACACUACUGAAGUUCAGCAUGGUCUGUGAAGACCUUGGGUUGGACAUGUUUCUGAUAGAACUUCCAGGAGAGGAGUAUGGCAAGGAUGUGAAUAUAUUUGGAGACGCCGUGAGGCGUGUGCUCAAACAGAUAUCCGACCACGACCCAACAGGGUGGCGGUGUAUGGACAAGUCCUACAUCGGACGAAAGGGAUGGGUCUUUGAAUUCAAUAAAAUAACUUUCUUCAUCACCACAUUCGCACCUUGCUACCCGGCCGAUAAUUCCCGAUACGGAUUCGAGUGUGAUAACUGUUAUAUCGCCCUCCAGCCAGAGAUUUCAUUCGCUCAACACGACUUGCCACCCGACACCCCUUCAACUGAAUGGGAAUGUCCCGUAACCGUGCGAGACAAGAUUCGGGUUGGAUUCAGGAAUUCUGGGAGAGAAUACCAUAUAAGAGACACCAUAUAUUAUCCAAUGGCCGAAGACGUGGUAAAACCCUUGGGAAGAGACGACCCGAUUGUGGAAUGGUGGAAGAAAAAAGACAAGUUGGCAGAGAAAAGAUUAAAAUAGACAUAUAUGUUUUAUGUUAAAAAAUAUGUCCACCGAAUAUUUAACAACUUGACAGUAAAACAUUCCUCUGCCUCGGACUAUUACAAAUUUUCUCAAAUGGACAGCUGAUCAAACCAAACGUCCUCGGGUGUAGGGGAAAGUGAGUGUGUUUGGUGGGAGGUCAGACUCAAAAUUGUGUUGCCAAUUGCGUCUCGGCUGCGAGUUUUGGGACAUUUGUUUUGUCUAGUGCUGCUCAGUCGAGAUUAAUGUGAAGUUUGUCUUGUCUAAAUCGUCCCGGACUCGAUCGUGUGUGUAUUUCGUGACUGGCUCGGCUCGGCCAUCGAGAAGACGUUCGUUUUGUCCAGCUUGCCUCGUCAAGAACUCUAUCAUCGGGAGGGUUGUGAUGUCUGACAGGCCACUGUUGAUACGUCGUUUGUUUUGUCAACUUCAACUAGACGCUACCAUAAAUGGUUCAUGAGGAUAAGGUAUUAUGACGUCUAGCUGACGGCGAUCGAGAGGAUCGUUCUGUCUACUUCAUGGAGGUGACGUGAGGGCCAGCAGACCUUGCUCCACUUGGCCACGCUAUCAUGGAGCGACUUCUGACCGCAAGCCGUAGUUGAGAGGAGGUUCGGUUUGGUCACCCCUGUAAUCUGUGAUAUGUUUUAUACACUAUUGUCUAUGAGAGAUUCAUUAAACAAAUAUUUUGUCAUCUA